GCAGCAGCCAUGGCUCUGCGCUACCCCAUUGCCGUGGGCCUCAACAAGGGCCGCAAGGUGACCAAGAACGUGAGCAAGCCCAGGCACAGCCGCCGCUGCGGGCGUCUGAGCAAACGCACCAAGUUUGUGCGGGACAUGAUCCGGGAGGUGUGUGGCUUCGCCUCGUACAAGCUGCGCGCCAUGGAGUCACUGAAAGUCUCCAAGGAGAAACGGGCCCUCAAGUUCAUCAAGAAAGGGGUGGGGACGCACAUCCGUGCCAAGAGGAACGGGAGGAGCUGA
Molecule: messenger RNA, 279 nt
Organism: Pongo pygmaeus (Bornean orangutan)
Lineage: Eukaryota; Metazoa; Chordata; Mammalia; Primates; Hominidae
Product: large ribosomal subunit protein eL36-like
Exons: 1
Coding region: 10-279 (89 amino acids)
Biological process (GO): translation
Cellular component (GO): ribosome
Molecular function (GO): structural constituent of ribosome
Source: RefSeq, a predicted model, not a curated record